AUGCUGUGCUCCUUUGAAGUCAUGGAAAGCCUCGCGGAAGUGGCCAUGGAAGCCUGGUGUGCAUCGCAAGGGCUUCCAGUGGCAACCGCCAAGCAGAAGUUUGGGGAUCUCUCGUUUGGCAACUCCCAGGAGGAGGGGAAGGGGAAGUCCGUCUUGAACCUCUACCACUACUUCAAUCUGGAGACCUGUGAUGAGGAGCCCUGCCGCUCUCACGCAGAUCCUGGGCUUCUCACCGUUCUGUGCCGCUCCACCGAGCCUGGGCUACAGGCCCUGCACCCGCUGAAGCCCGGUGGGGCGCCAGGGCAGCCAGCGGCCUAUGAGGACAGCUGGUGCGACCUGGAGCCGAUGAUGGAUGCUUUGGGCCAAGGAGAGGAGCCCCAUGUGCCCUUCUUGAUUUUGGUGGGUGAAACUCUGGAACGUCUCAGUGGUGGCUGGCAUCCAGCAUGUCUCCAUCGUGUGCAGCCCAGUGUGGUGCCAAACCGGCCGCGCUUCAAUAUGGCAUUUGAGCUCCGACCACGGUGUAACGUUUGGCAUCCCUGGUCCGAGCUGGCCAAGGAGCAAGAUCCCAAUGAAGAGAAACAGCGCAGAGGAAUGGUAGAUGAGAGGUGA
This is a messenger RNA of Durusdinium trenchii, 609 nucleotides long. NCBI's taxonomy places the organism in Eukaryota, Dinophyceae, Suessiales, Symbiodiniaceae. The record is from the annotation of a GenBank genome assembly.